This is a messenger RNA of Paramormyrops kingsleyae, 4610 nucleotides long. Lineage: Eukaryota; Metazoa; Chordata; Actinopteri; Osteoglossiformes; Mormyridae. The record is from RefSeq and is a predicted model, not a curated record.
AUGGGCUCCGUUUACCUGUGGAAGCUGUCCUCCCAGAAGCUGGGCUUCUUCCUGGUCAGCUUCGGCUUCAUCUGGGGCAUGAUGCUGUUGCACUUCACCAUCCAGCAGCGCUCGCAGCACGAGAACAGUGCUGCCCUGCGCCAGCAGAUCCUGGAGCUCAGCAAGCGCUACGUCAAGGCACUGGCUGAGGAGAACCGUGACGUGAUGGAUGGGCCCUACGUGGGCACCAUGACUGCCUACGACCUAAAGAAGACGCUGGCCGUGCUUCUGGACAACAUCCUGUUGAGGCUGGGGAAGCUGGAGUCCAAGGUGGAUGUGGUCAUCUUCAACGCAACGGGCAACCUCACCAAUGGGACGGCAACCGGGGCCACAGCCUCCAGCACAGGCAAUGCUGACAAGGUCAACGUGGCAGACCUUUUGAAUGGGGCCCAGGAGAAGUGUGAACUGCCUCCCCUGGAUGGCUUCCCCCAUUGCGAGGGCAAGCUGAAGUGGAUGAAGGACAUGUGGCGCUCUGACCCUUGCUACAGCAACUAUGGUGUGGAUGGCUCAACGUGUUCCUUCUUCAUCUACCUCAGCGAGGUGGAAAACUGGUGUCCACGAUUGUCCUGGAGGUUGAAGCGUUUCAAUGAGGAAGAUAGCAAAAGCUUGAUCGAGAUCCGGACCAGUUUCGACGAUCUGUACCGGAUGAUGUCGCACCGGGAGGAGUUCCGCUGGAUGAUGAUACGGAUCCGCCGCAUGGCCGAGGCAUGGGUCGACGCCAUCAGAUCACUGGCUGAGAAGCAGGACCUGACUAAACGCCGGCGCAAGAAGAUCCUGGUUCACCUGGGUCUACUCACCAAAGAGUCGGGCUUCAAGAUCGCAGAGAACGCCUUUAGCGGUGGCCCCCUGGGUGAGCUGGUGCAGUGGAGUGAUGUCAUCACCACCCUGUAUCUGCUGGGCCACGACCUGCGCAUUUCCGCAUCUCUGGCCGAGCUCAAAGAGAUCAUGAAGAAGGUGAUGGGGAACAAGUCCAGCUGCCCCACACAGGGAGACAAAGUGGUGGAGCUCAUCUACAUCGAUAUUGUGGGCCUCACCCAGUUCAAGAAGACUCUGGGACCAUCCUGGGUACACUACCAGUGCAUGCUGCGAGUGCUGGAUUCCUUCGGCACCGAACCCGAGUUCAACCACGCCCACUACGCACAAUCAAAGGGCCACAAGACCCCAUGGGGCAAAUGGAACCUUAACCCCCAGCAGUUCAAUACCAUGUUCCCUCACACCCCCGACAACACCUUCCUGGGUUUUGUGGUGGAGCAGCACCUGAACGCCAGCGAUAUACGACACAUCGAUGACAUCAAGAGGCAGAACCAGUCCCUGGUCUAUGGGAAAGUGGACAACUUCUGGAAGGACAAGAAGGCAUACUUGGACAUCAUCCACAGCUACAUGGAGGUUCACGGCACGGUCCACGGCACCAGCACCGUCCACCUGCCCACCUACGUGAAGAACCACGGCAUCCUGAGCGGCCGUGACCUGCAGUUCCUGCUCAGGGAGACCAAGCUCUUCGUGGGCCUGUCCUUCCCCUACGAGGGUCCCGCACCCCUGGAGGCCAUCGCCAAUGGCUGCGCCUUCCUCAACCCCAAGUUCAACACCCCCAAGAGCAGCAAGAACACGGAAUUCUUCAAGGGCAAGCCCACAUUCCGCGAGCUGACCUCCCAGCACCCCUAUGCGGAGGUCUACAUCAGUCGGCCUCAUGUGUGGACGGUCGACAUCGAGAACCCAGCCGAGGUGGAGAGCGCCAUCCGGUCCAUCCUCAGCCAGAAGAUCGAGCCAUACCUGCCCUAUGAGUUCACCUGUGAGGGGAUGCUGCAGAGGGUCAAUGCUUUCAUCGAGAACCAGGACUUCUGCCAUGGACAGGUGAUGUGGCCCCCACUGAGCGCGCUCCAGGUGAAGCUGGCCGGGCCGGGCAAGUCCUGCAAGCAGGUGUGUCAGGAGGCGGAGCUGAUCUGCGAGCCGUCCUUCUUCCAGCACCUGAACAAGAACACAGAGCUGGCCAGGUUUGGGGUGGACUGUCAGACAGUGGAGUCGCUGGACGACAUAGUGGUGCCAGCCUACAACAAAGAGCAACGCCAUUGCGUCUUCCAGUCGGACCUUCUGCUGUUCAGCUGCGCGGGUGCCCAUCCGUCGCUCACGCGCAUCUGCCCCUGCCGGGACUACAUGAAGGGCCAGGUGGCGCUCUGCCAGGGCUGCCUAUAGUUGCAUGCUGGCUGCAGCCUAGCUUGGGGGAGCUCCCUUGAAUCCUGCGCAUAUUUUCAGCAGCUUGCUGACCUUUAUCAUUUCUCCGUCUCACCAUCUCGAUGGCAGAAGAAUACGGCAAUGAGCCAAAGUGGGUGGCUAGCCGGAAGGAGUGCCGCUGGAGCUCAGAAGAGAAGCUCAGGUGAAGCAAACUCCACUCAGCCUGACAUACUUGAAUAUACGCCUGCUUCUGUGCAAGAGAAAGAAUGAGAGUGGCCCUCUAUACUGCCCUCUGGCGUUCGAUGGUAGUACUACAGGGAUUUUUCUCCAUCUGUUCCAAGACCAUGGGACCAGCUGCCGGAGCAGAACCAUAACUAUGCCGAACACAGCUGCUUGCACAGGUUUGUUGGGAUGGACCUGUGUUUCUCAGAAGGCAUGGCUACUCCAAUUACUACACUGUAAACGGUGCCUGUCUCUGGCCCUCAAGAUCCGAAUUGGGCGACUUGGCCGGAGCGAUUGGUGCCAGCGCUGUAAUGCAUUUGUGCUUUUACUGACUUGGAGAAAAAUGGAUCCCCGCUGAAAGGCACAAGAGCUUCUAUAGGGGAGUGGGACACUCUGUGCGAUUUGCUCUGCCUGAUAGAACUGCCGCUGGUUUCCUGUUUGCACAGGAAAUCCAGCCAAUCAUAGUUUAAAAAGCAGUUAACAUACCGAAUAUGACCAAUGUCAUACAAGAUUUUACCAGAGGCGAUUUUAAAGUCAUACUGAUUACCGUAUUAAUCAGUAACAAUAGAUGCACAUACAUGACAACUUGUGUAUGAAUGUAUAAUUAUUCAGAGUAAUUUUAGAUCACAUUGAUUGCCCCCUUUUUUAUUUUGGAUCGUUUUGUCAUUGUUUUAUUUCUGCUUGCCAGUUUUAGGUAAAAUACCUUUAAAGAGAAACAAAUGUUUUUAGGUGCACUAUAUUAUUGAAAUGAAAAUAUGAGUAUGAUAAUGUAUAUUAUUCAUAAUGGGUUUUAAAUUCUUUUUUAUUUAUUUUGUAUACAAAUCUUUAUUGAUGUUUGCAGAAAAAAAAUCUUUAAUUUAUAAAUAAGGGAUUCCUUUUCUUUUUUAUGAUAAUAUUUAACGGACGGAGCGUGGUCAGAUACACACGUAGGGUGGUCUCUGGUGUUCAGUGAUUCUAAGGGGCCCUACAGUUUGAGGGAGACCUUUCUGUUUGGGAUUGCUCUCCAGUGUACAGCAUGCGGGUACGCACAGUACUCCAGUGAAGGGGUGGCUCUCUGGGGGCGGUGCCCCAGCCCCCAGUUGGCCAUCUGUAAAUUCCACGCCCCCGUGAUCUUACCAAGGAGCCGACACCCCCGGCCACCUUGUGCCUUUCAGGUCCCAGUAAGCUUGCUUGUUGUUUCGCCUGCUGAAAGGGGUUCAGGAGUCCAGUUGUGUCAAGGUGGUGUUCGAAAAACUAUAAUAUAUAAAAGAUACAUCCUCUGGAGUGAUUUUAGAUACAAUCUAAUUGUGAAAGGAACUGUUUUUAAAGUGAUGUGUGUCAGACAAUAUGGCCCACAGAUAUGAGAGGAGUUUUUUGAAAAAUAUCAGUGAUUUAGGGAAGAAAACAAGCGUCUCAGAGCUGUGAACUGAAAGACUAGCUGACAGCUCAUGUGUGAAUGUCAUCCUCGAACCCUCACCUUCAGAUUAUCACGUGGCACUUAUGCCUUAUUUAUUUAUUUAUUGGUAACUAUACAGUAUGACCACAGUGCAAAUGUAUAGCCUUUAGUCUAAUGUGUACCUCGACAGAAGGGAGAAGGGCCUCUGAAAAGCGUCCCUCCUCUCUGCGUUAGAUGUUACCUUUUGAAAUUAAGACUUUAUGAAUGGUUCUGUGCAACUGAGUUUCUGUUCAAACUAUUGUUACAAGAAAUUUACACGCAGGUGCUUAAAGUGCGUUUAAAUACAGCUAACAGUCUGUUCAAGCAAACAGGAUCAGGUUCAUACUACUUUCUCUCUCUCGCGCUCCUCCCUUGGUUUUAGUGUUGCCUUCUUUAUUUCAGCAGGCUGGACCUUGGCGUUUGCUUGGUUGAAUAAACCUUCGGAUGAUGAACAGAAGCGUAUGAGUUUAUUUCAUCCAGCUUGCGUAGGGACUGACAGGGAGUUGCGCAUUAUUAUAACGUGCUGUUAGCUGCGACAUUCAGGUGCCAUCGCAGGCCCUCUGCCAACUGUCACGCAUUUUCUUCAUUACAACAUUUGCAUUUUAUGUAGUUUGUUAGCUGGUUCAGGAAUCUGCAGAAAUGGAUGAUUAUUCCAGAGAUGGUGUAUGAUGAGAUGCAAAUACAGAAAAGACAACUUGUUUUCACUGUUUUUGAUGAAUAAGCAGGAUAAAACUUUAUUUUUAAUAAACCUUUUUCUGUGACAGUC